UCACCUCCGUUUUUCUUGUGGUGUAGAGUUUGUGGAGUAGAAUAAUGCCUAAGUCAAAGGAACUUGUGUCUUCAAGCUCAUCAGCUAGUGAUUCAGAUAGUGAAGUUGACAAAAAGGUAAAGCGGAAAAAGCAAGCAGCUCCAGAAAAGCCUGUAAAGAAACAAAAGACUGGUGAAAGUUCCAAAGGCACAGCUGCUUCUAAGCAAAGCAGUGACAGAAAUGAGAAUAUGUUUCAGAUUGGCAAAAUGAGGUAUGUAAGUGUUCGUGACUUUAAAGGGAAAGUCUUAAUUGAUAUUAGAGAAUAUUGGAUGGAUCAAGAAGGCGAAAUGAAGCCUGGCAGAAAAGGUAUUUCUCUAAAUCCAGAACAGUGGAACCAGCUGAAGGAGCAAAUUUCUGAUAUUGAUGAUGCAGUAAGAAAACUGUAAAUACAGAGCCAUAUAGAAA
Neopsephotus bourkii (Bourke's parrot) is the source of this 444-nucleotide messenger RNA. RefSeq names its product activated RNA polymerase II transcriptional coactivator p15. The record is from RefSeq and is a predicted model, not a curated record. The transcript has 5 exons. Gene Ontology annotation, molecular function: DNA binding; transcription coactivator activity. Gene Ontology annotation, biological process: positive regulation of transcription initiation by RNA polymerase II. Gene Ontology annotation, cellular component: nucleus; transcription regulator complex. Bases 45 to 425 code for a protein of 126 amino acids. NCBI's taxonomy places the organism in Eukaryota, Metazoa, Chordata, Aves, Psittaciformes, Psittacidae.